Molecule: messenger RNA, 3849 nt
Organism: Closterium sp. Yama58-4
Lineage: Eukaryota; Viridiplantae; Streptophyta; Zygnematophyceae; Desmidiales; Closteriaceae
Source: the annotation of a GenBank genome assembly
AUGGCGGUGGCGGAGGAGGAGUGGGGGGAGUUGUGGAAGGGGUAUGGCGGAGGGGAGGGCGCGGAAGUUAGGGGAGAGACAGAGGAGAUGGACUGGGCGGGGGAUGGAUGGUUGGCGGAUACUCAGAUUGUGGGGGAGGACGAGACGCAGGUGUAUGGUUAUGGCGAGGACACGCAGGUGGACGCCCUCGGUAUAGUCACACGCCUGCUGGGCUCCGACAGCCAGCACAGCAGCGACGUGCUUCUACAGGGGGGUGCACUGAGCGGGCUGCUUCUGGGGGGAGUGGGCGGAGGCAUGGGGGGAGCGGCUGGGGGCGAGGGGGGGAAUAACAGCAAGGGCAGUGGGGCAGGAGGUACGAGCAAGGGAAGGGAGGUAUCUAGCUGGGCAAACUGGCUCAAGCCUGUGGGGAAGGCAGGAGGGACGGUGGCUGAAGGCCAAGCUGUGGCUCCUAGUGUGGAGAAGCCGCUGAAGGCUGUGCUGAGGGACGAUGGGGUGGACCCGUACGCGCUGCCUUACAGUGAGGACGCGGAGGAGGGGGAGAGCGGAAAAGGGGAUGGGGGGAAGGCUGGUGGACGGCGGAAGGUUGGGAAGAGUGGUGGGGGAGAUGGGGUGGAGGAAGAGGAGGAGGUGGAAGAGGAAGAAGAGGAGGAGGCUCGGAAAGGGAAGGGGAAGAGGACGCGUGGAAAGGCAAGAGGUAAGGGGAGAGGAAGAGGAAGUGGGAGAGGAGGGGAGAGAGGAGAAGGGAAGACGAGGGGGAGAGGCAAGGGAUCGAAAGGAGCAGGUAGCACGGAGGGCAUUGGAGAGGGGAACGAGGAGGAAGAAGAGGAGGCGGACGAGGGCAAAGGGGGGAAGAAAGGCAGGGCAGGGACGGGUGGGCGUGGGACAGGUGCUGCAGGGCGCGGGGGGAAGAGGGGGAGAGGGGCAGGGAAGGGUGCAGGUGCAAGCCCAAGCCACGGGCUGGAUAGAGAGUACUUUCUGAAGCUGAGUCAACUGCAGGAGGAGGAAGAAGAGGAGGAGGGGAGCGGGAAGAGAAGACGGCUGUCUAAGUCGUGGAGGGCAGGAGAGGGCGUAGGAGGGGAAGAGAAAGGGAAAGGGGGGCAGCAGAGAGAGGAGAGGGAGGAGAGGGAGGGGAGUGAGGAGAGAGCUGGGAAGGAAGACAAAGCAAUUGAAGUGCGAGAUGGUGAGUCUGCUCCUUGUGAAGCUGAGGAGACGGGGCUACAACAUCCGAGGUUGGGGGAGUCAGCUCCUGUGGAAAGCCAGGAAGGAGGUCCUGUGGGUCUGCUAAACCCGAGCUUGAGCCUGGGCGACGCAGCUGGGAUGGGGAGCGCGGAGCUGAGUGAAGGAGGUCCUUUGAAAAGACAUGUGGAGCUGGGGGUAGCAGCAGGCGUGCAGGUGCAGGGAUCAGAAGACGCGGAUGGGAUGCCGUUUGAUUCCCAGGCGGUCUGGAUGGACUCGCAAGCGGUGGAGAUGGGUGCGGGGGGGUCCCUAGGCGUGCAGGUGAGCCUGGGGGAGGUGCUAACUGCGGACUUGGAGAUGUCCCAGCGGUGGACGGAGGGGGGAGGGGGCGGGGGAGGGAACGAGGAGGGGGGUGGGAGGGUGGAGGAGAAGGAGGGAGGGGAUGGAAGGAAGGUUGAUGGGGAUGAGGGCAAAGGUGGAAAGGAGUGCAAGGAUGGUGGGGAGGGGGACAAGGCUAACGGGAAGGGUGAAAAGGAUGGUGGGGAGGGGGAAAAGGCUAACGGGAAGGGUGAAAAGGAUGGUGGGGAGGGGGAAAAGGCUAACGGGAAGGGUGAAAAGGAUGGUGGGGAGAAGGAAAGGGAUGGCGGGGAGGAGGAAAAGGAUGGUGGGGAGGGGAAAAAAGAUGGUGAAGGGAGGGGCAAGGGUGGUGGUGAGGCGAGGGGCAACGUGAGUGGGAAGUCGGAUGCACUUAUGGCUUCAGUGGAAAGCGGGGAAGGUGAUGGAGUGAAUAAUGACGGGGAAGCGGAGGCAGGAAGGGGCAAUGGUGAGAUGGAGGUGAAGAGAAGGCGAGUGGGAAGUGGUUUGAGCAGUGAAGGAGUAAAAAGAGGGGCAAGAGGGAGGAGAAUUCCAGCGGUAGAGGGAGCAGGGGAGGCAGGGGGAGCAGCAGAGGCAGGGGGAGCAGCAGAGGCAGGAAAGGAAACUGAGGAAGGGGGAACAGCAAGUGCGAGAUCAGCAGAGGCAGCCAGUGCGCAAACAGCUGCAGCGGGUGGAAUUGCUGGUGGUAUUGCUUGUGCGUUCUCCCCCGUGGGCGAGGACACUCAGAUUGCACUUGACGCUCUCGAUCUCAUUCUCGUCCAAGCACCAGGCCAAUCUACACCAGGCGAAUCUACACCUGCCGCGACAGCAACAGUCGCCGCCGCUACCGCCACCACGACCAGGGGAGCCAGGCGAGCAGCGGGCAGCAGUCGAAUGACCCAAGGCCUGGUGGCCUGCCAGGUGAAGCGAGAGGGUAAGAGGGGGAACGGCGGGCUGAACAACGGGGCUGUAGCAGAGGGGAAUGGCGGGGAGAGGGGAGAGAGAGGGCGGAAGAAGGGAGAUCGGGAAAGGGAAGAGGAGGAGAAUGGGGAAGAGGAGGGGGCAGUGGGGAACCGGGGGAAGAAAGAAAAGGGGAAGAAGGGGAAGCAAGAGGGGAAGGAGGGGAGGAAAGACGAGAGGAAGGAUGGGAAGAAACAGGAGGGGGAGGAGGAGAUCAAGCAAGAAGGGCAGGAGGGGAAGAAGCAAGAGCAGGAAGGGAAGAAACAAGUGAGGAAUGUGGGGAAGAAGCAAGAGGGAAAGGAGGUGAAGAAUCAAGAGGGGAAGGUGGCAGUUGCUGGUGGUGGUGGUGGCGUGAGUGGCCGGAAGAGGAGAAAAACUUCGCUCGGGCUGCAUGAUGGGUUCUACGAGCUUCUUGAGUCGAGUGAGAGUGAGAAAGGGAGUGAGAAUGGGAGUGAGAAUGGGAGUGAGAAGGGGGAUGAAAUGGCGAGUGAUGUGGGGAGUGAUGAGAGUGAGGAGGAAGAUGAUGGGCAGGCGAGGACGAGACAGAAAGGUUCGAAUGUGGGAGGGAAGCAGGCAAGGUCGAAAGGCGAGCAGGGGAAACAGAAGCAGGUGGAAGAGAAGGAGGUGGAAGAGAGGGGGACAGGAAGGGUGGAGGGAGGUGGAGCGAAGCAGCAGAGGGGAAAGGCAAGGUCGCAGAGCAAGGCAAGGGCAAAUGCGCCGAGACAGGAGGAGGUGAGACAGGCUAAGGCAGGGACUGGGAGUGAGAGUGAACGGAAUGAGGAGGAGGAGGGACAGGCGGAUCUCAAAGAGACUAAGAGGAGGGGGAAAGCAGUGGAGCAGGGGAAGGGAGUGGUGAAAAGGGAAGGAACUGGGGGGGAUGAUGGGUCCAGACUAGACAUUCUGCAGGCCUUCUCCCUGACAGACUGGAGGCCUUGCCCCUCGCAUGUCCCCUGCUCUGCGCUUGAUCUCUGCUUAGCCAUCCACAAGAGCCCGUGGUGUGCGUCGAUGGCUUUCGCCAAGUCUGAGGUUGUGGAUCUGUUGACGGAAUACAACUUCGGGGAGCGCGUUCUGCAGGCUCCGGAAUUAAUCGUGGUGGGCUUUCUGAAAAACGAUUGCACGGAAUCCCAAAUUCUCGGUGAGAGCAUUGGCAAUCUCGCGAGGCGCCCCCAAUUUCAGGGCGAAGCCGUCGUUUUCUACGUGGUGGACGCCGAUGCGUAUCCCAACUUGUGCCAGGGACUCCGUGCGCCCCCUGCGCCUUCGGUUGUGUUUUUCAAGAACGGGACUGAUGUCCAUAAGUUCUCUGGUGUACCGCCACCGCCCGAGCCUCUCAUCGUGGCUUGGGUUCAGGAGCGCCUGUGA